Molecule: messenger RNA, 582 nt
Organism: Fraxinus pennsylvanica
Lineage: Eukaryota; Viridiplantae; Streptophyta; Magnoliopsida; Lamiales; Oleaceae
Source: the annotation of a GenBank genome assembly
AUGUCAAGUGGUUACAAAACACCUAAAAGAAAGCAUAAUCUUGAAUCCAGAGUUUCUCCUCUAAUCCAGAGUCCUCCGGCUACAAUGACAGCAACGACGCCAAUAUCACAAGUGACACCAGAAAUCAACAUCCCUCCAGUACCACCGUCUCAAUUGCCAGUGCUGAAUCAUGGAGAAGCAGAUAACAACACAAUCACUAAAGAGUACCCGUACUCUACAUCUACAGUUACUGCUAACUGGAAUGUCUCAUCCUCUGCUCGACUCUGCCUCCGCCGCUCCAAGUCCAGCCCUCCACUGUUCGCAGCCUCCGCUGACUGCUCAACUGCUCAAGAACUCGGCACGGCGGCACCUCAGGUCCCUAACUCCGGCAUCUUCGCUUCGCAGUCCCCACUCCCCGCAUCUUCAGAAAUCCGAACUUCCAAGAAUCCAAGUUCCAACCCAUCUAAUCUUCGCACUUCGAAGCCUUCACCUCGCGUCCCUCGCGCCUUCCUCGCUGUCGCACUUCCAAGAAUUGCACGCAGAGGCAGUAUCCAGAAGUUAGAAGAUUUUUCCAUUUUGGGACUUUUCUUUUUUCUCCCUUGA